Molecule: messenger RNA, 2334 nt
Organism: Penicillium verhagenii
Lineage: Eukaryota; Fungi; Ascomycota; Eurotiomycetes; Eurotiales; Aspergillaceae
Gene: hdaA
Product: histone deacetylase hdaA
Exons: 15
Coding region: 1-2334 (777 amino acids)
Biological process (GO): chromatin organization
Cellular component (GO): histone deacetylase complex
Molecular function (GO): histone deacetylase activity
Source: RefSeq, a predicted model, not a curated record
AUGGAUGGAGAAAAUGACACGGCCAUGGGAGACUUUCACAGUGUACCCUCUACCUCCCCGUCACGCGUGCCCUUUGGUCCAUCAACAGUUUCCCUCAACCCCCACCGUGGAACGGACCCAAUUCUUCCCCCUUCCAUAAUCCCUCGAUUGGUCUCUAAAUCUUCAUCUGGAUUUGAGCGCACUUCAUUACGAGAUCUACCACCCCCGAGCGGUAUCUCUUCGCUCAACCAGUCCAUCAAGAAGAGCGCUUCUGAUAGCAACUCCGCAGAAACCUCUUCUUCCCAGACCGACAGCAUGGCUUACGAUUUGUCCGGUGAUGAAAUGGAUAUGGAUCCACCCAGCUUUCUCCCAACUGGCCUGUGUUAUGAUGUCCGUAUGCGGUUCCAUUGCGAGAUUAGUCCGACCGCGGAAUUUCACCCAGAAGAUCCACGACGAAUCUAUUACAUCUACAAAGAGCUGUGUGGUGCCGGCUUAGUUGAAGAGCAUAUUCCGUCCCAAAACAACGCCCGCAAGACUCUGAAGCGGAUUCUGGCUCGCCCUGCGACUGAAGACGAGAUCUCCACCGUCCAUACGAAAGAGCACUUUGCAUUCGUAUCGAACACCCAAGCUAUGUCCGACAAGGAACUUGAGAAACUUGAAGCAGACUGGGACUCGAUUUACUUCAACAGAUUGUCCUUCGAAAGUGCUCUACUAUCGGCGGGCGGGGCAAUUGACACUUGUCUGGCAGUCGCCAAGGGCCAGGUUCAGAACGCGAUCGCAGUCAUUCGUCCACCUGGUCACCAUGCCGAAACCGAAAAAGCCAUGGGGUUCUGUGUCUUCAAUAACGUUUCCGUUGCUGCCAGCGUCUGUCAAAGACAGCUAGGAACAGAUUGUAGGAAAAUCUUGAUCCUGGACUGGGACGUUCACCAUGGGAACGGAAUUCAAAAGGCAUUUUAUGAAGACCCCAAUGUCCUUUACAUCUCCAUUCAUGUUCAUCAAAAUGGCAUGUUUUACCCUGGUGGCAACGCAGGAAACUGGGAUCAAUGUGGUGCAGGACCUGGCGCCGGAAAGAACGUCAAUAUUCCAUGGGAAGACCAGGGCAUGGGCGACGGCGACUACAUGUAUGCCUUUCAAAAAAUUGUAAUGCCCAUUGCUCUUGAGUUCGACCCGGACCUGGUGAUUGUUGCUGCUGGGUUUGACGCUGCCGCAGGAGACGUGCUAGGGGGUUGUUUUGUGACGCCCCCAUGUUAUUCUCAAAUGACACACAUGCUCAUGUCUCUUGCCGGUGGCAAACUUGUCGUGUGCCUGGAGGGCGGCUACAAUUUCGAUUCUAUCUCCAAGUCGGCACUGUCAGUGACUAAGACCCUCAUGGGUGAUCCUCCGGAACGCUUGACUGCUACCACACCCUCAAAAUCUGCCAUGAAGACCGUUUCCCUUGUGGAACAAGCCCAAUCAGCGUACUGGAGCUGCCUUACUGGAAUUCAAAUUGCCCGUAAGGAAAAGCAAGGUUGGACUCGGAUACAUGACAAAAUUCGGGCACAACAAGCGAACGAGCUAUACACCCUGUUCAAGCUUACACCCCUGUUUAUCUAUCGCAAUACCAUUUCAAAGACAUUCGAGCAUCAAGUCUUGGCUAGUUCGAACCUCAACUCAGGUGUUCCCAUCGUCGUCAUAUUCCACGACCCCCCUGAAAUUGUGGUCGGUGCGGACCCCAUCUCGGGAAAGCCGGAGGCUCAUAACACGUGGAUUGCCGAUUUCCAGAAGGACUACGUCGAAUGGAUUGUGAAAAAAGGCUUUGCAGUAAUCGACGUCAACAUCCCCAAGUUUGUCACUCGAGAUGAAGAUACCGGAAAAUACGAGGACGAGGAUACAGAACGACCCCAUACGACGGAGAAGCUGGCAGCUUACCUCUGGGAUAAUUACAUUGACGUCCAAGAGGAAACCCCCGAAGUCUUCUUCAUCGGAAUGGGUACUGCCUUCUAUGGCGUUACGUCCUUCUUAAUCAACCGCGACAAUCUUUACAAAAAAGUGAAUAGUGUCAUCUCGUUUGUCACGUCUCAUCCGGUCCGCGCCGUUGCAUCGGCCACACAGACGUGGAUGUCUAAGUGGUACCGCGAGAACUCCUUGGUUUUCGUCUCCCACGAACAUGGAAUCUGGGACCAUAAGCUAUCCAAGCGCUACGGAUUGCUUCGAAAGUCCCCACAAUCUUACCUUGACGAUAUGGUCGGCCAGCACAAACAAGAAGUAUUUGAUUGGAUCUCCGGUCGUAUCGAUGCCCUGAAGCCAGAUCCGGAAGCAGAACAAUCAUCGUCGUCCUCGGCCGGGUUCAAGCCUUCCACGACAACGGAUUCGUGA